AUAAAGAAACCAUCGGAGGUAUAGGGCGUUCCGUAUACUCAGUCGGGCUUCUCUGCCACUUCAUCCUCUCUCCCGGCGACUCUCCGGCGAGUUCGCCGAUCAGAUUCAUACACCUCGAUCACCACCUCUAUCGCCUUUUCUUCUUUUCAAUCCCUUCAAAAGAUGGAUGAUGUUUCUCUCAAUAGUGAACCUGUGUAUGAUGACGAAGCCGAUGAAUUCGAGAUUGAAGGGGAUUGUGGAAUGACAGAAUAUAUUCGUCAAGGCGGGGUAAUUCAAGGAGAAAAUCCUAUUCCUCCAUCUGUGGGGAUGGAAUUUGAAUCCUAUGAGGAUGUUUAUUACUUCUACAAUUGUUAUGCUAAAGAGCAAGGAUUUGGAGUAAGAGUAAGCAAUACAUGGUAUAGAAAGAGUAAAGAAAGAUACAGAGGAAAGUUAAGCUGUAGCAGCGCAGGUUUCAAAAAGAAAAGUGAGGCAAACCGGCCCAGACCAGAGACAAGAACGGGUUGUCCGGCAAUGGUAAAGUUCAGGUUGAUGGACAACAAAAGGUGGAGGAUAAUCGAAGUCGAGCUCGAGCACAACCACCUUAUUAGUCCCAAAAGUGGAAAGUUCUAUAAAUCCCAUAAAAAUUUGGGUGCUGGAACAAAACGACCACAGCCGUUAGUUGGUGCCGAAGAAGCUCACAAAGUUAGAUUGUUUCGAACAGUCAUCAUUGAUACGGAGGAUAUUGGGAACUUAUAUGUUGAUGAUGGAGAAUUUGGGAAUACAAUUGAUCAGUCCAAUCAAUUGAAGCUUAAACAAGGAGAUGCACAAGCUAUUUAUAAUUCAUUUUGUCAUUUGCAAUUGAUGAGUCCAAACUUUUUUUAUGUAAUGGAUCUCAAUGAGAAAGGAUAUAUGCGGAACCUGUUUUGGGCCGAUGCACGGUGCAGGGCUGCAUAUGGGUAUUUUGGUGAUGUAGUUUCAAUUGACACGACAUGCUUGACAGACAAAUUUGAAGUGCCAUUGGUGGUAUUUACUGGAGUAAAUCACCACGGACAACCUGUGCUCUUAGGUUGUGGUUUACUUGCAAGUGAGACAGUAGAGUCAUUUACAUGGCUGUUUAGGGCUUGGCUUACAUAUAUGUUGGGACGGCCUCCACAAGCUAUCAUUACUGACCAACACAAAUCGUUACAAGCCGCUCUUUCUGACGUUUUUCCUCGAGCUUCCCAAUGUCUUUGUUUAUGGCAUAUCAUGAAAAAAGUUCCCGAGAAACUGGGAGGUUUGAAUGGGUAUGAAGCGAUUAUGGUGGCUUUAAUUAGAGCAGUUUACCAUUCUUUCAGGGCAGAUGAGUUUGAAGCAGCUUGGGAGGAUAUGAUUCUGCGGCAUGAAAUUGGGGAUCAUAAAUGGCUUCAAGCAUUGUAUGAAGAUCGUAAAAGGUGGGUACCAGUAUAUUUGAAGGAGACAUUUUUGGCGGGAAUGUUUCCGAUAAAGCCAAGUGAGGGAGUGACUUCAUUUUUUGAGGGAUUUUUACAUAAACAUACUCCUUUGAAAGAUUUUCUCAGUAAAUACGAUCAAGUUCUACAGAAAAUUCAUCAAGAAGAAGCCUCGGCAGAUUUGGUGUCAAGAACUUCAAUAUCCGCAUUAAAAACAAGAUUUUAUUUCGAGUUGCAGCUCUCAAAGCUGUACACAAAUAGCAUAUUUAAGAAGUUUCAGAGUGAAGUGGAGGGAUUGUACUCUUGUUUUAGUACAAGACAAGUAAGCAUUGAUGGGUCGAUCAUUACAUACAUAGUCAAAGAGCAUACAGAAAUCACAGAAAAUGGGAGGGAAACAAGAGAUUAUGAAGUUAUGUACAAUACAUCUGAAGCAGAGGUUCUUUGUGCAUGUGGGUUAUUCAACUUUCAAGGAUACUUAUGCAGACAUGCACUGAACAUUCUAAACCAGAAUGGCAUUGAGGAGAUACCUCCUCAAUACAUUCUUUCGAGGUGGAGAAAGGACAUUCGACGUAACUUUGUUCUUGAUCAUGGGUGCAAUGGAAUUGAUGUUAUGAACCCCGUUCACAGGUUUGAUCGUUUGUACAAAUGUGGGGUCCAGGUUGUGGAGGAAGGGAGGAAGUCGGAAGAUUGUUUCAAGUUUGUGUUACAAGCGUUGGAUGAGAUAUUGAACAAGGUUCGUAUUGCAGAGGAUCUUGUGUAAUUUGUAGUUUUGCAGAAUCCAAUGUGUUGUUACUGCUUUGUACAUAUAAUGUGAUCUCUCUUUCUGGUGUACCUGAUUUUGCUUGUAUACAAGAAAUUUUUCUUGUGUG
Molecule: messenger RNA, 2275 nt
Organism: Camellia sinensis
Lineage: Eukaryota; Viridiplantae; Streptophyta; Magnoliopsida; Ericales; Theaceae
Source: RefSeq, a predicted model, not a curated record